AGAAGUGUGGUGACAACAAACAUGGACGCGAAGUGUUCACUCGUAUGUUGCGAAGAGGAAAGAGAGGCAGAUCAAGCAGUUAUCGUUCAGUUCUCUAAUGGGACCUUGCAGAAAACAGAUCAGCUAAACUUUACCUUUUACAAGAACGUCGAUGAAAACCACCCGAGGAAGAAGAGCAGACGCUUUUUGGUUGCUGAAUCAGACAGACUGUCCUACGUUGGGAAUAACUUUGAAACAGGAUCCUUAAAAUGUAACAACCUUUGCAGAUACUAUGUUGGAGUCCUAAACAAGGAGACCAUGAAGAUGGAGGUGCACAACGCUCUGCUCUUCAACAUGCAGCCAGUCAUCCCAGGGGAGAUUGCCCCCGAGUCUGACCCGUCUAGUAACAACCAAACAUACAGAGACAAGGUGGACUCUCUAAUUGAGGCAUUUGGCUCCAACAAGCAAAAGCGAGCCCUGACCUCGCGCAGGCUGAACCAGGUGGGCAGUGAAACCCUGCAGCAGGCAGUGGCCAAGGCAGCCCAGAACGUCAUCGAUCAGAAGGGUCUGGAAGCCCUGCAGGACGAACUGUCCCAGACACAGGCUCAGUCAGAGUUCGCUCCCUACCUGCCUCCAUGCCACCCAGAUGCCACCUCCCCCGACCAGGUCUACCUCUUUGAUGACUUGCUAACCCCAGUAGAGUACAGUGCCCUCGAGGCGGCGGGAUCCAAGAUGGCCACCCUCUCCCAAGAGGAGUUACAGAAGAUGAGAGACAGCGGAGGGAACCAGUGUGUAGUGCAGCAGCUGACCCGCCUGCCCAGUGAGGGCCCUGCCAGGGACAGACAGGCACGCUGUGCCUACUACCUGAGCAUGCUCCUAAAACUAGUCCACCUGAAGAUGUUCACGCGCAGGUUCGGGGAGGAGGAGGAAUGUCCUCGUAUCAUCCAGAACAAGCUGAUGAAGAGCUUCACAGUGGAGACCUUCAACAAGGGCAGGGUACAGAAUAUGGUGUCGACAUCCAUGCAUGUAAAGGUAGCUGCCUACUGCCUGGCCUUGUUGCUACACAUGGGUCACAUGACUGCUGACCUCACAGUCCUUCACCGCGACCUGGGGAUCACCGAGAUUAAGAUGCAGGAGGUAGCCAAGUCCAUGGGGCUGAAGUUGAGCAGGCCUGCCCGAGGGAAGGCAAAAGAGGCUGGGCUUGAGGUCGAGCACAGGCUGGCCAUUUUGGAGCUCCCUCUGGUCAAAUACGAACCGCUCCUCGACAACAGGAAACGCAAGAAGAUGCGUUAGAAAAGGGGAUUACUAGACGAAGGGAGGGAAGAGGGAAUUACUAGAGGGAGAAGGGAGAUUAAGAGCUAUACAAAUAAACUUUGAUUUGAAGAGCAAGAAUGCUAUAGAUUCCUGCCCAGUGAGGAUACUGUUAAUGUCAAACUAAUAAAAAAACUAAAAGAGAA
Molecule: messenger RNA, 1436 nt
Organism: Hypomesus transpacificus
Lineage: Eukaryota; Metazoa; Chordata; Actinopteri; Osmeriformes; Osmeridae
Gene: polr1e
Product: RNA polymerase I subunit E
Exons: 12
Coding region: 22-1272 (416 amino acids)
Biological process (GO): RNA polymerase I preinitiation complex assembly; transcription elongation by RNA polymerase I; nucleolar large rRNA transcription by RNA polymerase I
Cellular component (GO): RNA polymerase I complex
Molecular function (GO): DNA binding
Source: RefSeq, a predicted model, not a curated record